AUGCUCUUGCGGUCAUGGCCGCAGAGGACAAACAACACCGUUCGUCUCCUCCUCCGAGGAAUUCACGAUGAACGUUGGCCUGGCUGGGAGGUUGUCAUUGGCAUCGAAACCCACGCGCAAAUCAAAUCACAACACAAGUUAUUCUCCAACUCUCCAACGCCUGCAUUGAAAGAUGCGCCCAACACUAGUGUUACUCCUUUCGAUGUCGCUUUUCCGGGCACGCUCCCAAGUUUGAAUCAAGAAUGCGUUGACCUGGCGCUGAGAACUGCCGUAGCCCUCAAUGCCGACAUCCAGCCGCGGUCCUCGUUCGACAGAAAACACUAUUUCUAUCCCGACCUGCCUGCGGGUUAUCAAAUAACGCAGCACUAUGAACCCAUAGCAGUAGGCGGGACUGUUGCUUUGACAAACCGAAACUCUGCUAUUCGAAUCAACCAAAUUCAACUAGAGCAGGAUACCGCGAAGACAACUUUUGACCCGCGGACGCGUACUUCCAGUAUAGAUCUCAAUAGAGCUGGUAGCGCGCUCAUGGAAAUCGUCACGGAACCCGAUAUACGGUCCCCAGAAGAAGCUGGGAUGUAUGUCCGCACUCUACAGUCCAUCCUUCGUGCCGUUGGAGCUAGCGAUGGAAAUAUGGAGACGGGCUCUCUACGCUGCGAUGUGAAUGUCUCGAUCAACCGCGCUGGAGAGCCACUAGGCACCCGCUGCGAGAUUAAGAAUCUUAACAGUGUUAAAUUCAUGCAGUCCGCAAUUCUCUACGAAAUCGAGCGCCAUCGUGCUCUAUAUGUGCAAGGAGCGACAGUUCAACAAGAAACGCGUGGAUUCAAUCAAGAUACGUUUGAAACAUUCCCGAUGCGCUCCAAAGAGGACGCGCCAGACUACAGGUACAUGCCUGAUCCAAAUCUCGGAGUACUUCUACUACCACCUCAACGAAUCGAGCGUAUUCGCAGAACCCUUCCGGAACUGCCCUGGGCUACACGAGCCCGUUUGAUUGAGGUUCAUGGGUUGUCCGAGAAGGAUGCGGACGUGUUGCUCGCCGAAGAGAUGGCUCUUGCAUAUUUUAAUCAAGUCUGUGUAGAUGGGAGAAACCCGCGGCUAGUGUUUAAUUGGAUGAUUCACGAACUGCUUGGACGACUUCAUUCGGCGAACUUGGCCUUUUCAGACAACCCAAUCACGUCGCGUCAACUCGGGGAGGUGGUCGAUCUUGUGCAAAGCGGAAUGAUUACUGGUGCUUCAGGGAAGUUGCUCCUUCGCGACAUGCUUGCUUCUCCGUCUGCAUCAAUAAGUGUGGCUGAGCGCGCACGGUCACUCUCACUCCUCUCUGAUCCCACGCUCGACCUCGAUAAACUCUGUCUGGCAGCCAUUACAGCGCUUCCCUCUGAGGCUACCGCCUUCCAAACUGGAGCAAACAAGAAUGUGUUGAAUAAAAUUCUUGGAUGGGUCAUACGGGAGAGCAAAGGACGCGUGGACACCGAAAAGGCGAGGGAACGAUUGGCGGCAUUAUUAGAAGGUCAUUGA
This is a messenger RNA of Mycena indigotica, 1515 nucleotides long. RefSeq names its product Glutamyl-tRNA(Gln) amidotransferase subunit B, mitochondrial. The record is from RefSeq and is a predicted model, not a curated record. Gene Ontology annotation, biological process: glutaminyl-tRNAGln biosynthesis via transamidation; mitochondrial translation. Gene Ontology annotation, molecular function: glutaminyl-tRNA synthase (glutamine-hydrolyzing) activity. The coding region runs from base 1 to 1515 and encodes 504 amino acids. Lineage: Eukaryota; Fungi; Basidiomycota; Agaricomycetes; Agaricales; Mycenaceae. The transcript is spliced from 10 exons.